Dryobates pubescens (Downy woodpecker) is the source of this 742-nucleotide messenger RNA. RefSeq lists its product as uncharacterized. Lineage: Eukaryota; Metazoa; Chordata; Aves; Piciformes; Picidae. The transcript has 6 exons. The record is from RefSeq and is a predicted model, not a curated record. The coding region runs from base 1 to 693 and encodes 230 amino acids.
AUGGAGGCAGGAGGGACUGUGACCACCUAUCUGGAAGAAUUUAUUAAAGCCUUGAAAAGCAGCAGAGCGAGGCUGGAGGAGAGACUAAUAGCCCAGAAGCUGAAGAAAAUCCAGGAUGCUGGGAAGUCAUGCCUUGGGUGGCUGGAGCAGGACUGGGAGCCAGUGGAAGAGGAAGACUUUUUAAGCAAUUUGGAAUAUCUCCUGAGGUUCCUGAAUCACUAUGUCCUCUCAGAUGAGACAAACUACUUUCUCCCUCUGAAGGCAGCUCUGCAGAGCGAGAGCAUCAUCCAUGAAAUGCUUUGCUUACUUGAAGCUGAGAGAGAGACCAUCAAAGAGCGGUUCCUCAGACCUCUUCACAUCAAGAAAGAAAACUGUGCACAUUACAACACUGAAAAAUUCAUUCAUGAACUGAAGAGGAUCCCCAUGCACAGGUGUAUGAAGCAAGUUGAAAAAGAUAUGGAAAAGCUAGAGCAAAACUGUCCUGGUUUGAAGAAACCUCCAUCCACUGAUGAAAAUUGCUUUGAGCUGGCAGAAACAAGCUUCUUACGGUUUAAAGAGAGCCUGGAAGAGUUCUUGAAAUGGGUCAGUCACAAGCAGAACUGCAGCAGCAUUGUGAGAAGCAAGUUGGAUUUGUACCUGGACAGCAAGUGCAGCUGCCCUGACUCGUGGAAACACCCCAAUGGCUUGUUCUAGGGAAGAGUCACCCAGGCAGCAAGGAGAAGGUGGGAAGGGGUGAAGAGAA